AUGUCGAAGAUCGCACCAUCCAUUAUCGAGGGAAUGCAGAACCGGCGAUCCAUCUAUAGCCUCACCAAUGUGUCGCCAAUUCCAGACGAUCGGAUUGAACAAUUGAUCUCCGAGACCGUUAUGCAUACACCAAGCCCCUUCAACAGUCAAACUGCCCGCUUGGUCGUCCUUCUGAAGGAACAGCAUGAACGGCUGUGGGAUAUCGCUCUCGAGGCGGCAACGGCUUCAGUCCCACCAGAGCAACUGGAGAACUUAUACAAGCCGAGAAUUGCAGGAUUCCGGGCAGGUUAUGGGACUGUGUUGUUUUACGAGGAUCCUGCCCCGUUGAAACCAUUGGAAGAAAAGUGGCCCAUGCUGGUCGACAAGUUCCCUGAGUGGGUAAAUCAUUCCAGCGGAAUGCAUCAAUUUGCUUUAUGGACUCUGCUGGAGGCCGAAGGACUUGGUUGCAAUUUGCAACACUAUAGCCCUCUGAUUGAUGCACGAGUGUCACAAGAAUGGAGCAUCCCAAUCGAUUGGAGCCUCAAGGCGCAGCUGGUUUUUGGUCAGCCAACUGGACCUGGACCUCGGGAGAAAGCCUUCGAGCCUUUGGACAAGCGAGUCCUUGUGUACGGGCGAUGA
Messenger RNA from Penicillium oxalicum, 618 nucleotides. RefSeq lists its product as uncharacterized. The transcript is spliced from 4 exons. The record is from RefSeq and is a predicted model, not a curated record. NCBI's taxonomy places the organism in Eukaryota, Fungi, Ascomycota, Eurotiomycetes, Eurotiales, Aspergillaceae. Gene Ontology annotation, biological process: cellular response to oxidative stress. Bases 1 to 618 code for a protein of 205 amino acids.